UAUUAUUACCAUACAAAAAAGGUUAAACAAACACUUUUAUUAUAAAUAUGGCACAAGGAAAAUUGAAAGUGAAAACAAAAGUUCCUCAAAAUGUCAAGACGAAGAAACAAAAAGGAAGUGCCAUAACAAAACGUGCAAAUUGCCCAAUUCAGUCCAGAAAGAAGAAAAAUGACGAGACGAAUAAAUUAAAGGAGAUUAUUACCAAAACUGUUAAUAAAGCUGUAGAAGAUGAGAUGAGAGCAAAGGCAGAGACUGGACAAAAAUCUUUAUCGAAUGCGCAAAAGGCAGUUGCAGCACAUAAUUCAAAAUCAAAAUAAACUUUAGAAUGAAACAAUCAAUAAUUACUUACCAUACUGUUUGUUGUAAAUAACUAUUUAUUUGGGAUAAAUAAUAUAUUUAAUGAAUAAAAGUUUUGUAAUAAAAAUG
Molecule: messenger RNA, 426 nt
Organism: Aethina tumida (small hive beetle)
Lineage: Eukaryota; Metazoa; Arthropoda; Insecta; Coleoptera; Nitidulidae
Exons: 2
Coding region: 48-317 (89 amino acids)
Source: RefSeq, a predicted model, not a curated record